ACCGAGUAUAAUAUUGUAUUGCUUUCGCUUUCGUGUUCUAAUUUUUAAUGUGUUUUAUAUUCAUGUAGAAACAAUACUUAAUUGUACUACAAUAAAAAAUAAUGAUAGCUUUCUAUAUUAACAAGUUAAGUUUUCAUUACGUAUCUGUCGUAUCUUAAUUGUAAUUCCUUUUGUUUACUAUCGAGUCGCAUCUCUUAAAGAUGGAUGAAACUGUGGUUCUGAUUUUGUUAGCUUUAGUAAUGUUAAUUGGCUCCUACGUGUCUGGAAGCAUCCCUCUUAAUGUGUCUAUGUCUGAGGAAAAACUUCUUAAGGUGACAGUAUUCGGGGCUGGUCUCCUCGUUGGUACAGCAUUAGCGGUCAUCAUCCCGGAGGGUGUUCGUUCCUUAUUUGCUGAACGUGCAAUCACAGUUGUAACUAAGGAUUAUACCCCGGAACCAGUUGAAAAGCCGGAUUUGCAUUCGGUUAUUGGAAUAUCACUUGUCUUGGGUUUCAUAUUCAUGCUGUUAGUGGAUCAGAUAUCUACUCGGUAUAAUGGAUCCACGAAUCCCUUAGAGCGUAAUGUCACUGCCACGGUGGGGCUCGUGGUACACGCAGCCGCGGAUGGUAUAGCUCUUGGCGCGGCAGCUACAACGUCACACGCUGAUGUCGAACUAAUAGUAUUUCUUGCUAUCAUGCUUCACAAAGCACCGGCUGCUUUUGGCCUGGUCACCUUCUUAUUACACGCUGGAUUAGAAAGGAACCGUAUCCGCAAACAUUUGCUGAUAUUCUCGUGUUCCGCGCCCCUAUUUGCCGUUAUUACCUACUUCGGUAUCGGCAAUGAUAGCAAACAAACUCUAUCCGACUUCAAUGCUACAGCUAUCGCCAUGUUAUUCUCCGCGGGCACAUUUUUAUAUGUGGCAACUGUCCACGUUCUACCAGAGAUAACAAAUCCGCACCCAACACACACAUUACUACCUAUACAGGAUGGUAUUCCUCCAAAACGCGGAUUCGCAGGGUUGCAAGUCAUUGACACGCUGAUUUUGGCUUUUGGCGCCAUGUUGCCAGUUCUGUUAACUAUGGGCCACGAACAUUGAUAUUUGCCUUUCGUGUACAAUAUCUCUAAGAUGCUGUACCGAGUUGUCUUGAUAAUGAUGUGUUUUAAUCUGUAUUUGCGUUUUUGUAUAUAUUUGCUCCAACGAGACCGCGUGAUGAAGAGGAAUUAAAUUGUUUACAGAAACUUUAAUAUUUUUUUUUACAUUUAAAAUUACCAAUAUUGACUAUUAUAUUUACAUAUUGUAAGUAGCGAUAAUUAUGGCAACAUUGAACAUAGAACUUGUAUAUUUUAUUACAUCUCCAUCUGUAAAACAUACAACUUUAUUCACUAUAAUCAUUUCAUUGUUGUUACUACUAUGAAAUACUAGAAUCUACUCAAAUUCGUUAUUAUUUCCGAUGAAAUUUGUAUUUUUCUAUGUUUUUAUCAUAUCGCUGUUAGUAUCUUCAUACGUAAUAAAAAUAUAAUUAUUCAUGAACAUGUAGGCCAAAAUAUGUGGUAUAGAAAUGAUAAGACUUAUGUUAUUUGGUGUCUAAUAUAACAUAAAUAAUUGUAGAAAGAUCUGGCAACAUUGCCUUUCUACUGUCUAUGGUACACUAUUUCUUAAACUGCUGCUAGUGAUUUUAAAUAAAUAAAACCUAUCUCUAAGUAUAGAAGCGAGAUGUGUCUCGAAUUUUAAUUAUAUAAACUUUCUAUUUGAUAUAAAUAACUUAUGAGUACAGACUGUUAAGCCUGUAGACUGUAUAAAGUUUCGCUAUAGGUUAUUUGACAGCGCUCAAGGCGAGAUUGACCUGAGAUACGAAUUAGAAUAUGGACCUAAGUGUUAUAAUUAUUUUAUUCGAUUAAGCACAAAGUUGUACUUUUAGCGGUAAGAGGUAUGUACUAGUAGAUUUUAAAGAAAUUUUUGAUGUUUAAAAUAAAAAAGCUCAUUUUCCAAUACCUGAGAACUCGUUAAUUUAUUGGUGUAAAAUGCUGUAAAUUCUAUAUUUUCUAAAUUACUCAAAGGAACAAAAAUGAGCGGACAAUACUGCUUUAUUAUGAAAGUAAUCAAACUAUUUAUUAGCUUCUAAGAUCUAAGUUUGUGAUAGUUUUGUGAGAACUGUUUUAUUGUGUGUAUUGUUAUUUUUUAAAUGUUCAUUAUAAUAACAAUAUAAAUUGCAUCAUAAAUCUUUAAUGUAAGUUUUUGGUUACCAGUUAAGAAACGUAUUUUGCGUCUUAUCUGUGGUUAAGUUUGAAAUACAAGGAAACAGACAAAGAUAAUAGACUGAGACAUUCUAUGCACCUUUGAAAUACAUGACGAAUUUUAAAUAUGGUACAGAUACUAGUAUAAAGACAGAUAAAGCACAGAUAUAUCGCUCUCCCUUUCUCGCAUAAUGACCGGUUUUCUCAGUCCAUUGUUAGUGUCAAGUUAUAAUAUAAGUUUAUGAGUUUCCUAUGUAUGUUUAAUGUAUUUUUCUCAUAGAGAGAAUUGCUCAAACAAAAGUAUUUUAAAUGUCUCGAUGUUUAUUUUCUAAUUUAUGUGUAAAAUUUCCAGCCAAUAAUUCGGCUAGUGUCAUCAGGAGUAUUUUAAGAUUUUUCUAGUUCUCUCCUGAUUACGUCAAGUUAAGUGUCGAUGCUAUUUUUACGCUCGUAGACUUUAUACAGAAACAGAUCUGUGACGACUCGUUUUAAAUCCGCAAAUAAACUUUAUUAUCUGUGUACCAAUAAACAAUAGGCCUAAAUAAAUCUUAAUAAUUGUUGUAAAUUUAUCAAAAUAAAUGCUCUAUAGCAACUUUAUUUUUGUUCAACUACCCGCAGUUUUGUAGAAUUUUAAUUUCUUAUAUGCUAAAUAU
This is a messenger RNA of Pieris brassicae (large cabbage white), 2862 nucleotides long. It is a transcript of the gene Zip102B, whose product is annotated as zinc transporter ZIP9. Gene Ontology annotation, biological process: zinc ion transport; transmembrane transport. Gene Ontology annotation, molecular function: metal ion transmembrane transporter activity. The transcript is spliced from 6 exons. The coding region runs from base 201 to 1073 and encodes 290 amino acids. Gene Ontology annotation, cellular component: membrane. The record is from RefSeq and is a predicted model, not a curated record. NCBI's taxonomy places the organism in Eukaryota, Metazoa, Arthropoda, Insecta, Lepidoptera, Pieridae.